This is a messenger RNA of Hippocampus zosterae (dwarf seahorse), 6793 nucleotides long. RefSeq names its product unconventional myosin-VIIa-like. The record is from RefSeq and is a predicted model, not a curated record. Gene Ontology annotation, molecular function: protein binding; cytoskeletal motor activity; ATP binding. The transcript is spliced from 49 exons. Gene Ontology annotation, cellular component: cytoskeleton; myosin complex. The coding region runs from base 106 to 6558 and encodes 2150 amino acids. Lineage: Eukaryota; Metazoa; Chordata; Actinopteri; Syngnathiformes; Syngnathidae.
UGGGACGGUGUGAACAUAGAGAGCAGCUCUCAACAGGAGACUAAACGAAGGGAUUUCACAAAGAAGACCGAUACAAGAAUUGAAAAGGAACACUGCAAAUCGGUGAUGCUGAGAAAGGGGGAAUGGGUUUGGCUGGACUCGGGCAUCGGCGUGCCAGUUGGAGCUAAGGUCAAAGUAACGCCCAGCGGCCAGCGUUUACUGGUGGAUGAUGCGGGAAAGGAGCACAGUUUGUCACCGGAGCUAGAAGGCUCCCUCAAGAUCAUGCACCCUACGUCAGUGGAGGGGGUGGACGACAUGAUCAAACUGGGUGACAUGACGGAGGCUGGCCUACUACGAAACUUGCUGCUGCGCCACAAACAAGGAAUCAUCUAUACGUACACGGGCUCAGUUCUGGUUGCGGUGAACCCAUACCAAUUUUUCCCCAUAUAUUCAAAUGAGCAGGUAAGACUGUACCGUGGUAAAAAGCUCGGGGAACUCCCUCCACACAUCUUUGCCAUCGCCGAAUCCUGCUACUUCAACAUGAAACGCCAUCUUAGGAACCAGUGCUGCAUCAUCAGUGGAGAGUCUGGAGCCGGCAAGACGGAAAGCACCAAGUUGAUCUUGCAGUACUUGGCAGCAGUCAGCGGUGAGCUCUCUGAGCAGCAGAUUGAAAAGCAGAUCUUGGAGUCCAACCCGAUAUUGGAAGCUUUUGGUAACGCGAAGACCAUCAGGAAUGACAACUCCAGUCGUUUUGGAAAGUAUUUGGAGAUCUUCUUCAACGAGGCUGGAGUGAUUGAGGGCGCUCGUGUGGAGCAAUACCUUUUGGAGAAAUCUCGGGUCUGCCAUCAGGCCCAGGAUGAGCGAAAUUAUCAUAUCUUCUACUGCAUGCUGGCAGGAAUCACAGCAGAGGAAAGGAAAAGUCUGCAUCUAAAAAAUGCACAGGACUACAUAUUCCUCACCAAGGGCGACUGCAUCACGUGCGAAGGAAGAUCAGAUGCCGAGGACUUCAGGCGUAUUCGAUCGGCUAUGAAAAUCCUGACCUUCUCCGAUCAGCAGUGUUACGAAAUUCUCAGGCUGCUCGCGGCCAUAUUACACAUGGGAAACGUCCACUUUGAAGGAAACACCCAAAAUAACUUGGAAACCAGUGACGUCAGUAAAUCGGAACAUUUUAGCAUCGCGGCAUCUCUGCUACAGGUCACGAAUUCCGUGCUGGCUUCCAGUUUGACCCAUCGCUCUUUCAUGACCAACAGAGAGAUGGUGACCAAACCUCUCGACUGUGAGCAGGCCUCUGCAUGUCGGGACGCCUUUGUCAAGGCAAUCUACAAUAAACUCUUCAUCUGGAUUGUUGGGAAAAUCAACGGUGUCAUCCACAAAAGAAUCGCCGACUACCCCAAAUCAUCCUUUUUGUCAAUCGGCCUCCUUGACAUAUUUGGUUUUGAGAAUUUCCAUAUCAACAGUUUUGAACAGUUGUGCAUCAACUUUGCAAAUGAGAAGCUGCAGCAGUUCUUUGUGGGUCACAUUUUCAAGCUGGAGCAGAAGGAAUAUCUGAAAGAAAACAUCGUGUGGAACAACAUCAACUUUGGUGACAAUCAGAAGAUUUUGGACCUUUUGGCCGGGAAACCCUGUAACCUGCUUGCUCUGAUUGAUGAAGAGAGCCAUUUUCCUAAGGGCUCAGAUCUGACGAUGCUUAGCAAGAUGAAUGAGCGGCACCGUGGAGACAAGACCUUCAUCGCUUCUAAGAGGGAGCACGACACCGACUUUGGGAUUCACCAUUUUGCCGGCGUGGUUUAUUACGACUCCAAAGGGUUCCUUGAGAAGAAUAGAGAUGGCGUAAGCUCUGACAUCUUCAACAUGGUUGACAUGUCCACCAACAAGCUGCUUCAGCAUAUUUUCGCGGCAGAGUUUUCAAUCAACGGCUUGAAAUUGACGAAAAACAAGAGGGUCCUGAUCACACCCAAGAAUUCCAUGCGGUCCCCUGCUGACACCCGCAAGCAAGUGCCAACCCUCAGUGGUCAGUUCCGGCAGUCCCUGGAUGCCCUCAUGAAAGCUCUCUCUGUCUGCCAACCGUACUUCAUCCGCUGCUUCAAACCAAACAACAACAAGCAGUCUGAGGACUUUGACCGAGAACUUUGUAUGCGUCAGCUGAGAUACUCCGGCAUGAUGGAUACCAUCCGCAUCAGGAAACUGGGCUACCCCGUUCGCCACACCUUUGCCGAGUUCUUGACUCGCUACAGAGUGCUCCUGAAGACGGCCAUCUGUGACCCCAAAACAAACUCAGCUGCUGCCUGUUGUGACGCCAUCUGCCAGACGGCGUUGGCAAGAACCGAAGAGUGGAAAAUCGGGAAGACCAAGAUUUUCCUGAAGGAUGCUCACGAUGCUGUCCUGGAACGGCUGAGGGAAAAUGAACUCAGCGCGAAAGCUCUUGUGAUCCAGCGAUUCAUGCUGGGAUACAAGCACAGAAAGUCGUUUCUGAAGAAGCGGAGGGCGGCUGUCGUCCUGCAGAAAAACUGGAGAGCUUACAGGGAAAACAAAUCAGGACAAAAGCUCCUGCAAGGUUUUGAACGCCUGGUGUCAAAGCUCCGUGGUCGAAAGCUUCAGUCUCAGUAUCAAAGGCAGCGAGCAGCAGCGCUCACCUUACAGACGCACGUACGCGGUUACCAGGCAAGGAAGAGUUGGAAGCGGAAAAGAGAGGCAGUCAUACUGCUGCAGGCUUACACCAGAGGAGUCCUGGCAAGACGAUUAUUUUCAGGAAUGAGGAUUGAGGGCCUUCCUGAAUCGCAUGCACCGUAUGCACCAGAGGAGCAUGUGACCGAAGAUGACAUUCCCCUGGAGCUUCAGCGCAGACUCGAAGAAGUCAUCAUAGAGGCUCAGCAAGCUCAGGAGGAGCUUGAGUCAGUCACUGAGAUGGAUUUGGAGGACGAUAAAAGAAAUGUCCUUUCCGUACCUCUCGUGACAGUUACACCGUGUGAAGAAUUGGAAUCGGAGGAAAUUGAGAGAGUGGAGACCAGGUCUGAGAUAAGCAUCGCCGCCUCAGACACAACCAGCCGGAGUCUGUCAAUCGACGAAGAGGAAGAUGAGUUUGAAGAUUUCACAGAGGAGUAUUCGUUCUACAAGUUUAGUAUCCUUCACUUCCAGGGUGAUGCGAGCCACACGCACAUAAAUCAGAGACUCCGGAAGCCUCUUCUGCAACACGACGAUGAGAGCGACACACUGGCCUGUCUGACCGUCUGGUGGAUUAUAUUACGAUUCAUGGGGGACAUGCCGGAGCCCAGAUCUCAGGAUGCGACUUCUCAGAUCUCGAUCAGCAUUUCUCGCCAUCUGCCUCAAAGGCAGAACAGGAGACUGAGCAACCUGGUGGGACUCGACCAGAAAAUACUCAGGAAGAACAAGAAAAAGCACGGAAACAGGAAACCCUCGGCUAUUCUUGAGGAGCCGGAGAGCUUCACAGAGGAUGAGGAUGUUUUGAUUGGAGAAGGUCCGACAUUGGACAGGCCGCUUUCCCCUCUGGAAAAACUGCACAUCAUUGUUGGAUAUGCGCUCUCCAAACGAGACAUCAGAGACGAGAUUUACUGUCAGAUCUGUAAGCAGCUGAUGAACAAUAAAAACAGAGCGAGCCGCCUGCAAGGAUGGGCCCUACUCUCCAUCUGUCUGGGGAUCUUCCCCCCGACAGACCUCUUCAUCAAGUAUUUGGAGACCUUUAUCCGCAAGGGGCCAAAUGGUUAUGCAGAAUAUUGUAAGGAGCGCAUGCAUCGCAUUCAAGCCAAUGGAGAGAGAAAAGAGCUUCCCUGCUGGAAGGAAUUACAGGCCGUCAAAGCUUUGGAGCCUAUAGAAAUGACUGUGACUCUGACAGAUGGCAGUCAUGUCAGCCUGCAGCUGGACUCUGCCUCCACCUCUGCAGAGGUCUGUCAAGCUGCGGCUGACAAGAUUAAUCUGCGAGACACAUAUGGAUUCUCCCUCUACAUUCGUCUCUUUGAUAAAAUGUGGUCUCUGGGCAGCUGUGGGAAGCAUGUGCUGGAUGCUGUGUCUCAGUGCGAGCAGGAGAUGAGACGACAGGGCAAGCAGGAGAAGGACACCCCUGUGCAGUUCGCAGUCCGCAAAGAGCUGUUCACGCCCUGGCACAACUGCGCUGAAGACUCCGUCAGCACGGAUCUCAUCUACAAGCAGGUCAUUCAGGGCCUCAAGUCAGGAGAGUACACGAGUGAGAAGGAGGAUGAAUAUAUCCAGCUGGCAACAAAACACUAUUACAUCCAGUUUGGCCCGACAUACAGCAAAGAGAAUGUGCAGAGGGUGGUUGAGGACUGCAUUGCUAUACCUCUGAUCGAGAACAAAUCCAUGGCCAAGUGGAUUCAGCUCAUCAGCUCAGCGUACUUGCAGGGUGAUUACACAAAGGGGACCAUGAGCAAAGAGAGUGUGAAAGGAGAACUUGUUGACUGUGCUCGAGUGGACUGGCCAAUCCACUUCUCCAAGUUUUAUGAAGUUACAAUGGUGUCAGGACCUACUUUGCCCAAAAGCAGGUUUGUUGUGGCUGUAAACUGGAGUGGCAUCUUCUUCAUGGAUGGGAGAGACAAGAAACUCCUUGAGCUGCCUUACCUGGAGGUAAAAGAAGUCAGAAAGUUGAGUGAGCAGUCGGUGAGUGUAUCCACAGUUGGAGGUGAAUAUGUGCUCAUGUGUGGCGAAGCUGAUGACAUGGCUGCGCUUGUCGAGCAAAACUUGAGUGGACUACGAGCCCGUUCGAUGUUUGCGCUUGCCCAGCAGGAUUCCAAUAAAUCAGAUGAUCCCCGAUUCUUGAGCUAUAAACAAGGAGACCUCUUGUUGAUAGAAAUUGAUCAGGAGUAUUCCUCUGACAAGAACAUGGUCAAAGCUACAAAUCAGAAGACAAAUAUCAGCGGUGCCAUCAAUAAGGAUGCGUUGCAGUUUCUCCCAACUCUCAGCAGACCCACUGAGGACGUGCUGGAGCUGCUCAGUCCAGGCCAGAGGAAAUCAUCUGUUACACAAAGUGGGCCCCAAAGAGAAGAAGCAGUUGCUCCUGUCUCUUUAAGAGAGUUUGCGCUUGACCAUUUUAGACCUCUAGGUAAGGAAAGGCUGUGGGUGUGUUCAAGAGAACCGCUGAAGCAGCCACUCAUGAAGAGUCUGAUCCGCAACUCUGAGCUGAACUCCUUCGCCUGCAGUGCCUUCACUGCCAUUUUGAAGUACAUGGGUGACUACCCCAUCAAACAGGUUCGCAGUCCGUUAGAGUUGACCGACCAGAUCUUUGGCCCUGCAACGCAACACGAGCUUCUGCAGGAUGAGAUCUACUGCCAGAUCAUGAGACAGAUGACCAGUAACAACAACAGGUUGAGCAUGGAGCGCGGGUGGCAGCUGAUGUGGUUGUGUUCGGGCUUGUUUCCGCCCAGUCAGUUUUUGAUGAGGCAUGCUCAACGUUUCCUGGAGUCACGACGCAGAGAACCCCUGGCUAUGGGAUGUCUCCAGAGGCUGCAGCAGAUGCGCAGUAAGGAGCCCAGGAAACGUCCGCCACCUUUGGUCGAAGUAGAGGCCAUCGGGCAGAACAGCACCCACAUUUUCCACAAAAUUCACCUCCCAAAUGACACCAACGAGCUUUUCGAGGUGACAUCCACGACCACAAUCCAAGAUCUUUGCUACAGUAUCGCAUCUCAGCUAAAACUGAGCUCGCCCGAUGGCUAUGGCCUCUAUUUGAAAACGCCAAAUAAGAUGCUGAGCUUGGCUGAGCAGACGUAUUUGUUUGACAGUUUACGGGAGGCAUCCGAUGUUUCAAAGAAAGGGAAAAAAGUCAGAGAAGGUAAAAGAUCACCAAGACGCGUUGUUUUAAUUCCGGAUUUUCUCAGCUUCCCCGAUGGUUUCGAAUUGACAUUUUCCUCACCAGGCCCCUUAGCCUACGCGCUGAUUUUUAAGAGGAAGCUCUGGUUCAACGUGAUACCAGGCAAAGACUUGGUUGCCGACCUCACCUUCCAUUUCCCACAGGAGCUGCCGAAAUAUCUCAUGGGCUAUCACAACUGCAGCAAGGAGGACAUGAUCAAGCUCGGUGGCCUGCUUUUCAGAGCCAAAGUGGACUCCGACAGGUCACAGUUUGUCAUGAUCCCCAAAAUGUUGAGAAACUUGGUCCCCGCCGACCAGAUCAAAAGUGCCUCCCCUGAGGAAUGGAAGAAGCACAUCAUGUCGUCCUACAACAAGCAGAGUGGCAUCACGGUGGAGGAAUGCAAAAUCGCCUUCCUGCAAGCCAUAUCGACCUGGCCGACCUUCGGCUGUACCUUCUUUGAAGUUAAACAAACAUGCGAGUCAAGCUACCCGAGUACCGUUUGGAUUGCCAUCAGCAAGCAAGGUGUAAGCUUAAUCGACCCAAAGUCAAAGGAGUUGCUGGUCAUGCACCCGUUCAGUCGCAUCACGGAGUGCCACAGCGUCGGCAACUUCUUCCAGAUGACCAUCGGCACCGUGGUCCGAGGGAACGUCUUUGUCUGUGAAACCUCACAGGGUCACACAAUGGAGGACCUUCUAAGAUCAUACGUCCGGAUGUACGAAAGGCAAAGACAGGCCUUUCGAUCCAAAAACCACAUGUUUACCUGAGCUUCUGUCAUGACCGUAAUUAAGAUCAGAUGAGGAUCCAGACUUCAUAAUAAGGGAAGAAUAUUUAAGGUUUAUUUUGUAUUUUUCAUCAGGGUAAUUCCAAUUCGUAUACUGUCAUUUUGAGAAGAAAAAAAUAAUUUAUAUAUAUAUAUAUAUAUAUAUAUAUAUAAAUAUACUGUAUGUUGCUGUACAGACUCACUGUAGCAAGACCAUAAAUUAUGAAAACAAACAUUGU